Molecule: messenger RNA, 2022 nt
Organism: Oncorhynchus masou masou (cherry salmon)
Lineage: Eukaryota; Metazoa; Chordata; Actinopteri; Salmoniformes; Salmonidae
Product: basic proline-rich protein-like
Exons: 1
Coding region: 1-2022 (673 amino acids)
Source: RefSeq, a predicted model, not a curated record
AUGGAGUCAGCAGGAGCAGGUGUCCCUGGAAUAGGGGUGGAGGAGCGCUGCUCCACAAGGAUGCUCCACCAUCUCGGCGCUGCCAUAGACUGCGUUGUCCAAACCAUGGAGCGCUGGGAGAGACAGGGAGUUCCUCCAGCGCCUCCACCAGCACAACCAGGGUCUCCACUACUCGUCCCCCCUUCACCCGGUCCCAGAGGGGAUUCGUCCCGCCCUUCACCCGGUCCCAGAGGGAUUCGUCCCCCCUUCACCCGGUCCCAGAGGGGAUUCGUCCCCCCUUCACCCGGUCCCAGAGGGGAUUCGUCCCCCCUUCACCCGGUCCCAGAGGGAUUCGUCCCCCUUCACCCGGUCCUAGAGGGAUUCGUCCCCCUUCACCCGGUCCCAGAGGGAUUCGUCCCCCCUUCACCCGGUCCCAGAGGGAUUCGUCCGCCCUUCACCCGGUCCCAGAGGGAUUCGUCCCCCUUCACCCGGUCCCAGAGGGAUUCGUCCCCCCUUCACCCGGUCCCAGAGGGAUUCGUCCCCCCUUCACCCGGUCCCAGAGGGAUUCAUCCCCCUUCACCCGGUCCCAGAGGGAUUCGUCCCUCCUUCACCCGGUCCCAGAGGGAUUCGUCCCCCUUCACCCGGUCCCAGAGGGGAUUCGUCCCCCCUUCACCCGGUCCCAGAGGGAUUCGUCCCCCUUCACCCGGUCCCAGAGGGAUUCGUCCCCCUUCACCCGGUCCCAGAGGGAUUCGUCCCCCAUUCACCCGGUCCCAGAGGGAUUCGUCCCCCUUCACCCGGUCCCAGAGGGAUUCGUCCCCCUUCACCCGGUCCCAGAGGGAUUCGUCCCCCUUUCACCCGGUCCCAGAGGGAUUCGUCCCCCCUUCACCCGGUCCCAGAGGGAUUCGUCCCCCCGUCACCCGGUCCCAGAGGGGAUUCGUCCCCCCUUCACCCGGUCCCAGAGGGGAUUCGUCCCCCCUUCACCCGGUCCCAGAGGGAUUCGUCCCCCCUUCACCCGGUCCCAGAGGGGAUUCGUCCCGCCUUCACCCGGUCCCAGAGGGGAUUCGUCCCCCCUUCACCCGGUCCCAGAGGGAUUCGUCCCCCCUUCACCCGGUCCCAGAGGGGCUUCGUCCCCCUUCACCCGGUCCCAGAGGGGAUUCGUCCCCCUUCACCCGGUCCCAGAGGGAUUCGUCCCCCUUCACCCGGUCCCAGAGGGACUCGUCCCCCCUUCACCCGGUCCCAGAGGGGAUUCGUCCCCCUUCACCCGGUCCCAGAGGGAUUCGUCCCCCUUCACCCGGUCCCAGAGGGAUUCGUCCCCCCUUCACCCGGUCCCAGAGGGAUUCGUCCCCCUUCACCCGGUCCCAGAGGGAUUCGUCCCCCUUCACCCGGUCCCAGAGGGAUUCGUCCCCCCUUCACCCGGUCCCAGAGGGAUUCGUCCCCCUUCACCCGGUCCCAGAGGGGAUUCGUCCCCCCUUCACCCGGUCCCAGAGGGAUUCGUCCCCCUUCACCCGGUCCCAGAGGGAUUCGUCCCCCUUCACCCGGUCCCAGAGGGAUUCGUCCCCCCUUCACCCGGUCCCAGAGGGGAUUCGUCCCCCCUUCACCCGGUCCCAGAGGGGAUUCGUCCCCCCUUCACCCGGUCCCAGAGGGAUUCGUCCCCCUUCACCCGGUCCCAGAGGGACUCGUCCCGCCCUUCACCCGGUCCCAGAGGGGAUUCGUCCCCCCUUCACCCGGUCCCAGAGGGGAUUCGUCCCCCCUUCACCCGGUCCCAGAGGGGAUUCGUCCCGCCCUUCACCCGGUCCCAGAGGGGAUUCGUCCCGCCCUUCACCCGGUCCCAGAGGGAUUCGUCCCGCCCUUCCCCAGGAGUAUGUUGGGACGGCUGCACACUGCCAAGAUUUCCUAUUACAGCUCAACCUCUAUGCCGUGUGGGGAGAAGGAGAUGCUGCACUGGACAAUUUUGAGGAUUUCUUCCAUCUGAGACAGGGGGCGAGGAGCGUCCAGGAGUUCGCCAUGGAUUUUCAGACCCACCGGCGCGGGAUGGAACGAUAG